AUGUCGGUUCCUCCGCCACCACCCUCAAAUCUCCUCCGAUUCCGCGCCGCGCUCGCCGAGCCCAUCCUCGCGUCCUUCAUUGCUGGCGGUGUUGCUGGAGCGGUAUCCCGAACUGUCGUCUCUCCGCUCGAGCGGCUGAAGAUCCUCUUCCAGAUCCAGAGUGCGGGGCGGACGGAAUACAAGAUGUCCAUCCACAAGGCUCUGGCGAAGAUGUGGCGCGAGGAAGGGUGGCGCGGAUUCAUGGCCGGAAACGGCACGAAUUGUAUACGCAUCGUACCGUAUUCCGCAGUUCAAUUUGGAGCGUACAAUUUCUAUAAGCGGUUCUUCGAGGACGGUCCCGGAACGCCCUUGGGCGCGUAUCAGCGACUCUUCUGCGGAGGUUGCGCUGGCAUUACUUCCGUGACCUUCACAUACCCCCUGGACAUCGUCCGAACACGACUGUCCGUCCAAUCGGCAUCGUUCAGCGGCCUCUCGGAAUCGAAAAAGGCGGGCCAGAAGCUGCCGGGGAUGUGGGGGCUGAUGGUGCAGAUGUACAGGAGCGAAGGUGGCCUUGCGGCGCUGUAUCGUGGCAUCGUCCCGACCAUCGCAGGUGUGGCGCCAUACGUCGGCCUCAACUUCAUGGUGUACGAGACCAUGCGGACCUAUUUCACGCCGGAGGGGAAAAAGGAUCCCACUUCCAUUGGGAAACUGGCCGCCGGUGCGGUGUCAGGCGCGGUCGCUCAGACUUGCACAUACCCCUUCGACGUGCUGCGGCGACGAUUCCAAGUCAACACCAUGCCCGGCCUAGGCUAUAAAUACAAUUCGAUCUUCGACGCGUUCCGACGGAUCCUGACGCAGGAAGGCAUCAAGGGCUUCUACAAAGGAAUCGCACCCAACCUCCUUAAGGUUGCUCCCAGCAUGGCCAGCAGCUGGCUCAGCUUUGAAAUGACGAGAGAUUUCUUUGUCAACAAUGGUUCCCAGGAGCCAUCGUGA
Messenger RNA from Eremomyces bilateralis CBS 781.70, 972 nucleotides. RefSeq names its product mitochondrial carrier. The record is from RefSeq and is a predicted model, not a curated record. Gene Ontology annotation, biological process: transmembrane transport. Bases 1 to 972 code for a protein of 323 amino acids. NCBI's taxonomy places the organism in Eukaryota, Fungi, Ascomycota, Dothideomycetes, Eremomycetales, Eremomycetaceae. The transcript has 4 exons.